Hemibagrus wyckioides is the source of this 3829-nucleotide messenger RNA. RefSeq names its product cyclin T1 (gene ccnt1). Bases 1 to 1938 code for a protein of 645 amino acids. NCBI's taxonomy places the organism in Eukaryota, Metazoa, Chordata, Actinopteri, Siluriformes, Bagridae. Gene Ontology annotation, cellular component: cyclin/CDK positive transcription elongation factor complex; nucleus. Gene Ontology annotation, biological process: regulation of transcription by RNA polymerase II; positive regulation of DNA-templated transcription, elongation. Gene Ontology annotation, molecular function: cyclin-dependent protein serine/threonine kinase activator activity. The record is from RefSeq and is a predicted model, not a curated record. The transcript has 9 exons.
AUGGCGGCUCCGCAAAUCUCUCGCUCGGGAAUAAAGAAUAAAUGGUACUUUACCCGCGAACAGAUCGAAAACAGUCCUUCUCGUCGAGCGGGACUUGACCCUGAUAAAGAAUUAUCGUACAGACAACAGGCUGCUAAUCUUCUGCAGGACAUGGGACAACGGCUCAAUGUAUCGCAGCUCACGAUCAACACUGCCAUCGUGUACAUGCAUCGCUUCUACAUGAUCCAGUCUUUCACUCGCUUCCACCGAAAUGUGAUCGCCCCUGCUGCGCUUUUCUUGGCAGCGAAGGUUGAAGAGCAACCACGCAAGCUGGAGCAUGUGAUUAAGGUGGCCCAUGCCUGUCUCAAUCCCCAGGAGCCUCCUCUAGACUCCAGGAGUGAUACUUACCUGCAACAAUCCCAAGACCUGGUCAUGCUUGAGAGCAUUAUACUCCAGACCCUCGCCUUUGACAUCACUAUUGACCAUCCUCACACGCACGUUGUCAAGUGUACACAGCUCGUACGAGCGAGUAAGGACCUGGCCCAGACUUCAUAUUUUAUGGCAACCAACAGCCUGCACCUGACCACGUUCUGCCUACAGUACAGUCCGCCCGUAGUUGCGUGUGUGUGCAUUCAUUUGGCCUGCAAGUGGUCUAACUGGGAAAUACCAGUCUCUAAUGACAGCAAGCACUGGUGGGAGUAUGUUGACCGAAAAGUCACUCUUGAGCUGCUGGAUGAGCUCACACACGAGUUUUUACAAAUCCUGGAGAAGACACCGAGCCGUUUAAAACGCAUUCGAAACUGGAAAGCAUCAGGUCAAACAACGAAGAAGCCGAAGGAGGGCGACAAGACGGAGGCCAUGAUGAACAUGAUCUCCAUGGCAUCCUCUGAAAGCACACUGGCCGGCCUGAUGAGCCUCUCGGUUCCUCCUUCAACCUCAGAGUCCGAUAGUCCCACGUUGUCUGCGGAGGAUAAGCAGCCUGUCUUCAAAGUGCCUAACCCACCAGAACCACCUGCUCCCACGAGAGUAUCUCUGAGUGAGUACCGUGCCAAGCACGCUGACGAGCUCGCCGCACAGAAAAAGAAGCUGGAAAACAUGGAGGCCUCUGUAAAGCGUGAGUAUGCCACAGCUGCCCAGGCCCUCAUGAACCAGCAAAGAAAGGAGAAGCAUCAUCAUAACCACCACCAGCAGCAAGCUGGCUCGAGCUCCUCAGAGCCUAUCGUCUUAAAGAUUCCGCUAGAUGAGAAGCAGGAUCGCGGCUCUAUCAAAAUGCGCCUGCCGAACAGCAGCAGAGGAGCCGAGCAGGACCUGAAGUUAAAGCUCCGCAUCCCAGAGAAACGAUCAGGUCCAGGGGAUGACGGAAAGAACAAAGAGAAGCACAGAGAGCGGUCUAACCAUCACCACCACCACCAUCACAAUCAUCACCAUCACCACUCUUCAGGGAGUAGCUCCUCCUCCUCAUCAUCAGCGCACAAACACUCCAGCUCUUCGAGCACUUCCGCAAGUAGCAAGAAAUCAGACCCGACAAGAACAAGCUCAUCUUCCUCGUCCUCUCGAAAGCGAACUCACUCAUCCGAGCCCUCGUCUAGUGGUCAUCCUCCUAAAGUCAGCAAGUCGUCCAGGAAUUCGUACCAGCUGCCCCCACUGCCUACUGACAUCCUGCCCUCGCUUGCGCUUGCACACAAUCAGGGAAGUUACUCGCACCCCAAAUUGGACAAGGCUGACACCAACGGGCAUGGCGCCGGCUCAGGGGGUCAGUCGAACGAGUAUCAGGACACAUUUGACAUGCUGAAUUCUUUGCUGAGCGCCCAGGGAGUGCAGCCUGCACAGCCCCAAAUGUUUAACUAUCACUCCCAAUUCGGCGAAUACAGAUACAGUGCAAGUUCAAGAGGCGGGAACCCACAACCUCCGCCGCUUCCUGCGGAACCCCCUCCAAGGCUUCCACCACUGCCCGAAUGAACCCCCUCACCCCCAAACACCGUCCCAGGCUUCCCAGAUUUCAUCCUUCCUUCAUUUAUAUUUCCAUCACGUGCAUUUAGAUAUAUGGAAAAUGAACCAAUAUGCACAUACUCCUACAGCCUGUUCAAUCCACCCCCAAUCAUCCUCGGUGUCUUUGUGCAUGGGUGGUUCCAUGGCACCCAAACGUGUGGCAAUAAUGGCUAUAACUAUAAAAUAUAAACUAUUAAAACCUAGCAAAAAAAAUGUAAAAGCAAAAUGUUAUUUAUUUAAAAAAUGUACAUACUAUUUUUGUCACUCAGUUUUAUAUAUGCAUUAUGUCUAAAUGGUGAAUAAUAGGAAUUGUGUAACUGAGCAAGGGGGACCGUUUGUGUUUUGGUGGUCAUCCUCUUUGAGUAAAUGUUGACAUGAAAAACGAAAGAUUUGUUUUUACAAAUGGGUUUUUAACAAUUUAACUAAUUAGUGUCUCUCUUUUUUUUAAGAAACAAAACAAAACACAAUAUUUAUUGAUAGUCUUUUAAAAUGUAACUAGAGGUUUGUCUGGUUUUGUUUGUUUUUUUUGCUAUGGAAGUCAUUUGGAUUUAUUUUUAUAUUGGUUUAGCCCUGUUUGCAUCGUGUUAGUCGAAGUUGAAGACAAAAAAAAAAACCUAAUCCAUGCAAAUCUGGUUAGUUAGUGUUUUUGUUCAGCCAAGUGUUCAUGAUAUGAAGUGGACAUGCAAUAUUUUUCCCGUUGAAGAGAAAAAAAAAGUUUGCAUUUGUUAAGAAUUUAUGGGCCCUUUGGGGAAGCAGUCAUUGUUUUAAAUGCUUGUAAAUUGUGCUCAAAUUCAACUGAGUAUAUAUUUAGUUUUUCAAUUUGAUACCACCCCAGGCAGUAUCUAAUGUAGUUGUGUGUUUUUUUUGGUUUUGGUUUUUAUUUUGUUUUGUUUUUUGCAUCACACAAUGAGGCAACAUAAAAACGUCAGUCUGUGCAUGCUUAUUUUUUUAUUUUUUAUUUUUUCUUUUGCAGAAUAUAAAUACCGUGUAUUGGCAGAAGAGACCACAAGCCAUUGUGAAGCAUUUAUAGACUUUUAUAAACUCAUAACCCAUAUUCAAAUAAUCUGCUUGAAUAUGUCUACCAAAGUUGUAUGCAGCAAAAAGGAUGUAGAACAUAUAGAGAAACCCAUCCUUAACCAUGCGUGGGGUUUUUUUUGUUGUUGUUUUUUUCCCUUCCCCCUUUCGUUUUGUUUUACAGUAGGAAAAAAAUAUUUUUUUUUUUACUUUAAAAAUUUAUGCUCAGCUCAAUUCUGAGACAUGAAACGAUUUAUUCCAUCGCAUUAACGUUGCUGUUGUGCCUGACUCCGAUUACAAUAUCGAAUUGGACAGAUUGCCGAUUGUAUCCGUCCUUGCAUUACACAAGCGUUCACAAAAAGCUCUGCAUGCUAACUGUUUAGUUUGAGAGUAUUAUUACCACUUGUUCCUCCGAGGCUCUUUUCUGCCAUGACUCCUUACCAAAAGCAUGAAGCACACACUCCUUAACUCUCCCUACUGAAUAUUUAGAUGGUGCUGGAGAUAAAGGGGUCACACAAGAUGUUUUCUUUGUUUUUGUUUUUCUGUUAUCAUCGUAGCAGAUUCCUGGUAUCAUGAGGAUGUGGAAAGGUCGAAUCUCAAGUCUCGUGCAAUCACCACUUCAUCUUUUCACGCCUGCAAAGAAAAGAUUUCUUUUGUUUGUUUGUUUGUUUGUUGUCGUUUUUGUUUUAUUAAAUGUAUACACCACACUAUGUUCAGUGGUACCACAUGAACUCUCAGGUUUCAGAUUUGAAUUCUUGGAACAUUUCUUGGCAGAAGAAACUUUGUGAACUCUGUUCCUUUUUCUAAAUGUGAUUGAUAUCUCAUGUAAAUAAAUGUUUUAUGAGAA